ACUAAAUGAAUACUAGGGCAACUUUAAAGUUUGUUCUCUGUUCGCAGAUCGCCUUACUUCUGCUGGAAAACGGAGCUGACCCAAAUGCCACCGAUAAGCUGGACUCCACCCCGCUGCACAGAGCGUCAGCCAAGGGGAACUACCGUCUCAUCCAGCUGCUCAUCAAGCAGAGCGCCUCAACCAACAUCCAGGAUUCACAGGGCAACACAGCACUCCAUCUGGCAUGUGAUGAAGAACGAGUGGAAGCGGCCAAGUUGCUGGUAGAACAUGGUGCCAGCAUUUAUAUCGAGAACAAGGAGGAGAAGACCCCCAUCCAGCUAGCCAAGGGUGGGUUGGGGAACCUUCUCCGUCGGAUCGUGGAGGGCUGAUGCUUUCACUGACCGGUCGAUCCUGGUUUGUCCUGAACCCCUACCAUCACGUUCCACUGAAGUCUGAGCUCCUCCUGGGCAGGCCUGCUGUUACUCUGUGUGAUCGGCGCCAUGUGAAAGAGGCCACGGUGUCAGAGGAAUGCUCAGACUGUUCUGGCCUCAUCACCUUCUCCCAUUGGGGCUCUGAGACCAACAUGGUGUGUUUGCUUUGAAAGAAUAAAUAUAGAAGUGGAAAAACAUCAGGUGGUUUCAAAUAUCUGGUUGGAAUAAAUUUGUUGUAAUCCAAAUAAAAA
Molecule: messenger RNA, 661 nt
Organism: Cyprinodon tularosa
Lineage: Eukaryota; Metazoa; Chordata; Actinopteri; Cyprinodontiformes; Cyprinodontidae
Product: 26S proteasome non-ATPase regulatory subunit 10-like
Exons: 2
Coding region: 6-368 (120 amino acids)
Molecular function (GO): protein binding
Source: RefSeq, a predicted model, not a curated record